Molecule: messenger RNA, 2221 nt
Organism: Colletotrichum scovillei
Lineage: Eukaryota; Fungi; Ascomycota; Sordariomycetes; Glomerellales; Glomerellaceae
Product: F-box domain-containing protein
Exons: 2
Coding region: 1096-1989 (297 amino acids)
Molecular function (GO): protein binding
Source: RefSeq, a predicted model, not a curated record
CCCCAUUCCUUCCCCUCCAUAUUGUCACGCUCCUUCCCAGUUCAAUGCAUGUCGUCAACGCAUCUGCAGCCUCAGUAUCAACCGCAUGCUCAUGAUACAAGUUUCCGCCGGAUGAAAGGCACGCCUGUCAACUCAUCAUCAGCCUUUGUCAUCGGCCUCAACUCUGGCCUCGACUUUGACCGCGAACUUGGACCCAAUCUCCUCGGCCCGUCAACUCGCUUGUCCACUGUCUCUUCUCCGUAUCCUACCUACCCGAGCACCCUAUCCUCUGCCCCUCAUCCGUCCCCGUCAUCCAUCCCUUCAUCGCGCCAUUGCUUCGCAUUCCAGCUUUGUCCGAUGGUUCCCCCGAUCUUUGCCAGCAUCGAAUAGGACAGUCGAUCUUGAGUGGACGCGUUAAGCAUUCCGUCGCAUCACACUUGAGCUGGAGUCUUCAUGCUCCUCUCGUCACAUCAACGAGACUACUUAGUUCCGCGCCGCGGAUUUCCUCCAAGCGUUUAGUCUGCCGGUCGCCGGCCGGGCCUCCAACGACCAGUCUCUCCACGGCACGCGCGCGCAAAGCGCAAAAACAUCUGCCUGCACCGCCUUUCUGUUUCAUUCUUGACGCGCGCGGUACUCUCCCCGACUCGUCUAAUCUUCUCAACUUCAGCGUAUCUUUCUCUGUUCCCAGCCUUCUAUCCACACAAGGUACCCAACCUAUCGCGAGGCUUGCCGUGCCAUGGUACGCAGCAUAUCUGCCCAUAGUCUCCUCUGAAGCACUUGGCUCUAUCCCGCGCUCCCUCAUAGCGACCUCGUCGGUCCCCGCGCCCCUACUUGCUUCUCACGCAACUCGUUUACGCAAUUUCGUGCUUGGCGCCCACCCGGGCUCCGGACCAUACUCCGAACCGAAGAAUCCCGCUCUAUUUCAUUGUUACUCCGAAGUAAGGUAACGGGCAACUACCUUAUUGACCACGACUAGACCUGAACAGCCACUCCAGCUGUACCAACUGUUCGCACAGCUCCACAUCUUCGUCUCAUCUGUGCUUUUGCUCUUUGGAGACCAGAACAAGUUACUUGGUGUCAUCACCAUCUCGUCGCUUGCAGGCGACUGAGUCAGCCAUGGACGCAAUGCACGACGAGAUGGCCCCAGAUCAGCUCCUCUCUUCGACCCGCCAGCUUGCUAUAUCACAUUCUUCUCCCGCAUUGUCUGUACCCGCCGGCGAUCAUGGCCUGGGCUACGCCUUUUCCUCCACUCAGCUCGACUCCACGUAUCCGGCGGUCACUGAUGCCCGACCAUGCCUCCAAGCAGCCGAUGGGGCUCGUGACGAUGAUUUCUACUACCACCAUGACGAACGGUACCUUCUCGAGGCCUCGUCAGCGUCUUGUCUGGCGUUGUUUCGGCCUCCAUAUCAGCCUACGGGCGCCAUUUCAGAAAUUCCAAACGAGAUAAUGCUGCACAUCCUUGGCUAUUUGGAUGUGAAUGAUCUCUUGUCAACUUCGAGGACCAAUCAUCACCUGCGUCACCUAUCCCUCUCGCCUAUUCUCCAUCACUAUCGGCUCCGUCACACGCGUGCCAUCCUGCCGCCGUUGUUAUCUUCCCCUUCCCGCCCUUCUCUGGCGGAGCUCAUCGCCCGUUCCAUCUUUCUGACUCACACAUCGGUCGUCUCGCGACGCCUUGCCCGCUCUCUGGUCUCCAUCCGACUGUCCCGCCGUCUGGCCUCGCGGCCCUCGGCCGAAGCCCUCGUCGAGCGGGCUGUGCUCCCGCCGGAAUGUGUCCCCGGAAUGAGUUUGGUGCAAGUCGCGCCCGCUCUCGUUGCGAAGCGCCGCGCUAUUGAAAAGGAGAAGGUCAAGGAUGGCUUGAGGAAGUGGGUAGAGGGCGUGUGGAAGGGCGAGGUACGUCAGCGAGAAGAGGGUAUCAAGAAGUGGGAGGAGACCAAGGGCGUGGGUAGGGUCUGGCGGCUCCGACGAUUCUGGGAGCGUGUGUCGAGGGGCGACGGUGCCGGUCUCCGGUAGGCCCGUGAGGCACUGUGUACGACUCUGAGCUAAACUGAGCAUUGAAUUAGGCAUUGGGUUGCGGCUCUGGGAGCCGCCAACGGCGUUACUGGGCAGGGAUGACGAUGUAUUCAUGAUAACGUCGGUCAUAAUGAGCCAAAUAUGCACUAGCAAGCAACUGUGAAUUUCAUUGCCGUCUGUCUGUCUUCGCGCAAGGUGGUACCUUUGCAAGUCACUAUGGAACACACACGGG